This is a messenger RNA of Cryptotermes secundus, 7042 nucleotides long. RefSeq names its product RNA polymerase II elongation factor Ell (gene Su(Tpl)). The record is from RefSeq and is a predicted model, not a curated record. Gene Ontology annotation, molecular function: cis-regulatory region sequence-specific DNA binding. The transcript has 10 exons. Gene Ontology annotation, cellular component: transcription elongation factor complex. Gene Ontology annotation, biological process: transcription elongation by RNA polymerase II; snRNA transcription by RNA polymerase II; positive regulation of transcription elongation by RNA polymerase II. Bases 1 to 2178 code for a protein of 725 amino acids. Lineage: Eukaryota; Metazoa; Arthropoda; Insecta; Blattodea; Kalotermitidae.
AUGGCGGGUCUGGUGGAAGGAGUUCAGUAUGGUUUGUCAUCGCAUGGAAAUUUUCAUGAAAAUAAGUCUUUGAUAUUUGUGAGACUUACGGAUUCUGCUUACCGUGCGAUAGAAGUCUUCUUGAGGAAUAAGAACAAGACCAGCCAACAUCCGACGAUACAGUUCCUAGGAAAUGAAGGGCGCCUGUCAUUUCCAUCUUCUGAAUCCAGCAAUGGGCAAGCUGGUUUCAACUUCAGCCUCUCCAGCACUGCAGAUACAGAAGGGCCUCAGGGAAGUUUUGAAUGCAUCCAGCAAACAGUCUCAAAGUCCCUUGAGUCCCUGGGAGCACUACAGUGCAAGAUGCGGAUCCAGGCUAAUGAUGACGUAUAUGAAACUACGCUACACAGAUUGGCUGCAGCAGAGGAGAACCACAAGAAAAGCUGCACGAGAGAAAUCAAACCGGGUGGACCAGGUAUCGGAGUUAAAGUGAAAGUAAAGAAUCCAGUGCUUCCCCUCAGAAGAGAUCGCAACCCCACAAAUUCCCUUGCCCCUUCAGCAACACAGCUGAAGCAUAAUUUGCCACCAAAACCAUCAAGCAAUGGUUAUGUAUCAUCAUCUCAUCAUGGUAUUGUUAACGGGAACUUCAUGCCAAGCUUGGCACACACAAAGCCUCAGGGUAACAACCACGCCCAAAAACCAGGGAAUCCGGAUAUCAUGAGGCGGCCACUCAGGGAGAGAUUAAUCCAUCUCUUGGCUGUGAGGCCAUACAAAAAGCCAGAAUUGUAUGACAGGAUUAACAAAGAUGGUUUGCGGGACAGGGAUAAGAACAGUGUGACAAAAAUCUUAAUGCAGGUGGCAGUCUUGCGGGACAACACAUACCAACUCAUCCGUAAUGUAUGGAAUGAUGUACAGGAGGACUGGCCAUUCUAUACAGAACAGGAGAGGCAGUUACUGAAGCGGCGUAAACCACAGAACCUGACUCCACCAGGAAGCAGUGAUGGAGGGAGUUCAGGCAGUGGACAGUCUCCCACUAGUACUCACCCAGGCAGUCCUCCUUCAGCUAUCUCCUCCUCAUACAACAUGAAGAGGCCAGGAUAUAUUGAUGGAGCAGAUGGUCUGCCAACUAAACGCAAGCGCAUCUCUCAUUACUGCAGCAAACCAACAGAACAGGCACCUGUCAUGGCCAGGUUACCAGACUCAAGCCAACAGCCACGCAGCACACCUGCAGACUCAUCAUCAUCAUCAUCAUCAUCACGACCUGAUGAUUUCUUUCGGCAUAAGGACAGGGACAAAAGUAGGGAUGUCAUGAAUACGAACCCUCGUAGUAGAGAAUAUGGUGGCAAUAGAAGUAGUAAUGGUGGGGGUGAGAGUUUGCUCAGGAAUAACGGAUACAGCAGUCAGUCAGUAAUGUCAUCGAUUGUGGACGGGAAGUGGAGAAAUGGGCCCGAAAAUGAGGAAAAUGAUGAAAAACGAAGUGGCAGUAGUGCUCAAGGAGGCUAUGAUAGCAGUGUAGUGGCCAGCAAGGCUCAGUGUGAAUCAGUGGCAUCUAAUCCAUCUAGUGUUAGUGGUGUUAGUGGCAGCACUAGAGUGACAUCUGCAUCAGUGGAUGAUUCCUCUACGUGUUGGAACAGAUCAACAGAGAAUGGAGUGCUCAGUCAAUCAACGAGCAGCCGAGGUCAUGGAGGUCAUCAUGACAAUCGCAACAAUAGAUGGACAACUCGGGUUUCGUCAACAACUCAGAACAGUUCUGCCGGUGGUUCCAGUCCUGAGAGUCAGCUGGAGAACAUGGACACAGGAAGAGAGAAAGAGGCUAAGGAGAAAACUUCUACAAGUAACAGUUCAGAAUACCCAGAAUAUAUUUUGAAUUAUAGUUCAAUACGUGACAAUGAGCAGCGCAGGCGAUAUAAGGCCGACUUCACUGCGGACUAUAGUGAGUACAGAGACCUUCAUGCUGAGGUGGAGAAAGUAUCAAAGCGGUUUGCUCAGCUUGAAGAGAGGUUACGACAGGAAGAACGUGAUAGCCCUACCUGGAAGGCCAUCAAGAACCAAAUAGUUAAAGAAUACCAGGAAAACAAGCGCGAUCUCAAGUUCCAAGAGGCAAAGCGUAGGUUUCAGUACUUGCAUGAGAAGUUGUCAUAUAUAAAGCGCUUGGUGCUGGAAUACGACUCUGCAGUCGCCUCGGGUGGUGAUCAUUACUGACCCUGGCCUCCCCUGGCUCCGACCCCGGUGCCACCACCACUCUCCUUGCUGCCUGCUGCCACCCCUCUCUGCCAACGACAACUACUUCAUGUGAGAAGACGAAGAAGGAAUCUCGGGGGUUAAGUUUUAUUAUGCAGUUGAUUACCACCCUCACUCAAUCUCACCACCAACUCAAACACCACUACCACUGCCAUCCCUGCCACAACCAUUACAUACUUGUAUUAGCAGUUUUUCCAAAUAAGAGGUGAUGUUUUUCUUUCCUUCUUUCUUGUAUGUGAGGCUUAUUGCCAUUACUUGUUUUAUGUUCUGCUUGAAACACAUUUAGUUUUUUAUGCAGUGCUUAAACUGAAAGGAAAGGGAAUAGUGUAGUGCAGUGCACUUUGGAAGUGAAGUUAGUUGCUGACCUUUUCAUAAAAUCGAAAUAUAUUUUUCAUUUGAGAGAGAGCAGAGUAUACAUUUACAUAUGACCCCUCUUGAUUAUUGCCAUCUAGGGUCCUGAUAUUGAUACAGCACUUACACAUAAACAUUCAUCCUCUUCUCAUUGUGCUUCUUAGCGCUCUUUCUUAUUUCAGCUGUUACACUGUCAUAACGAGUUUUAACAAAUUAAACCUGCAGUUGGAUUGGUAUAGUUUGUAGAGAGACAGCUGUAUAACUUCAAAUUAAUUCUGACAUACACCUCAGGAACUGGGAAAGUGGAAGUAGGAAGUGUAGAUACAUCUAUUUCCUUGAAAAUGUAAUGCUAAUUCCAACCAUCAAGGGACUGGUUUCAAAUUUGAAUUAAAAAAUUUUCAAUCCUAAAUUUCAAAAUAUAACUUUGUGGACUUUCUUUUAUUUUCACUGUUAUGAUUAAGUUUUAUAUCUUACCUUCCAUUGUUUCCUUUCAUUUCAGUUUAGGGCGUGUAUACUCAGUUGUGGCUGAACUCCACAGAGUUGACUGUGUCAUUUCUCCCAGUAUAUUUGUUUUUAGCUGUUCUCUUGACAUUCUCUACUGUCUUACAGUAUGUUUUCAUUACAGUGAUAUCACCCCCCCCCAGUAGUUCUUUAUUGAAUAUUGCUAUGACAUAAGUCCCUGUUCCUAAUAUACCAGUGCAGACAACCCUGGAGUCAAUCAGGGGGAGGUAUGGGUAUUUUGCAGCAUGGCCUGCAAACCAGUAAAAAUUUUUAAAUGACACACAGAUUAAAAUGUCAAUGCCAGCCUUGCUCUCUUCGUAUUAUGUUUUUCUCUGUCUUCACAUACUGCAGCAGGCAGUGUGUUAUCACCAAAAUUAAUUGGGGAUGUUUUGCUAGUGGCUUAGUUUGGGCGAGAGGGCUGAUUCAGCAGGACACAGCCAUUUGUUAAAUAAACCAUAGUCACAUUGUUGUCAUGACAGGAAGAUAAUGAAAAUUUAGUUACCAUAUCACUCCAACUUUAUAAGCGUUUCCUCUCGAAGUUUGUGCUUCCAUUUUUGUCUCUUAAUAUGGAAAAGAAUGCUUCCAGUGAAAUUACAUAGCAUCAGGUACACUGUGUGUAUAUAAACAUUCGGGGGGAACUCGUUCCCAUGCCCUUUUCUUCAGUAAUACCGUGUUAGAAUAAGUAGAGUAUAGUAGAACAGGCCAUUAUGUGGGAAUCCAUGCACAAUUAUUAUAAUUUAAAAGUUUCCUUUCUGCUAAAUGAGAAACAAAUUUUGAGGACACGAAUAUUUGCUUUAGUAUCUGUGGAUUUGCUUUAUUUUCAUGGAAUUAGGAGAAUACAGGAAUACAGGGACUAGAUUGUAGUGAUUGAAUGUGUGAGAUUCCAUGAGAAUAUUUACGAAGUAGUUGGCUUAGAAGUUUAAUUCCACUUCUGAACACACAACAUUAAAUGAAAUAUAUGUAAUCCAAUUCAUUGUGCCUGAAGAUUAUAACCCUUAUAUGCCAAGACUGAUAUAGCACAAGAUAAACCAGUUGCAUGAAGUGUCGGUGUUGGUGGGAUUUAUCAACCUUCUCCACUAUAUCUGAUAUUUUCUAAUAUUAAAUUUAACUAUCCACUGGUCUUAAGAAAUUGUGCCACUGAUAGCAAGAAAUAAGUUUCAUUCCUAAAGAUUACAUAGCAGUCUUACUAAAAAUUAUAUGCUAUUUUUGCAUCUGUAUAAGAUCUUUGGAGACUGGCACUUAAAGGACUGAAGAAAAUGUCUUAAUGUUUGUAAAUUUACAACAAAGAAAUUCAGUAUGUAAACCCACAACACAUAGUUGCAUUUUUACAUGGUCAUUGUUUAUGCAGUUUUGCUGAAUUCCUGAAAGAUGUCAUUAUGCAGAUUGCCUGGUGUGAAAUGUAAGUGUUAUUCAACAGCAUUGAUUAAUUUCUCUCUCUAUAUAUAUGUUGUCAUUUAACUCACAUUGAUCUGCUUAAUCUUCAGAAACCUGACACUUUUAAAAUUACAUAUAAAGAUGCACUGCUGGUUAAUGUAUUUUCAAAACAAGCUGAUCUGUGGUAUGGAAAAGACAAAGUGCAAUUUUCACUACAGAGGUAGAGAUGUAGUCCAGUUUGAUUUUUUAGAGUUUGUACACACCCAGAAUAACUUUGCUUAUUUUGGAAAGGUUUUAUUUAAGUAUAUAGUGAAUGGUAGGCAAAGUGCUGCAGCAACAGUGUUAGUUAGAUUUGUCACUUUGUCACUCAAUUAUCUCUGGCUGUGUUGUGGACAAAUGUGCGAGUGAAUCAGUGAGCAAGUGAGCAAGUGUGAGCAAUUGGAAGGAGUGCCGUGAGAUCACCUAGAACUACCAUACUAUACAUGUUAUAUUUUUGACUGUGAUGUUUUUUGAUGGAUGCUCAUUCCUGUGGCUAAAUGCCACAUACCUACAGUAAAUUUUCUUCAACUGGCGCCAGCACAAGAAAGAAAAUAAUAUAUCCUGCCAUCGUUGCCAAAAUUAGGAAAGAAAAAUAAAGCAAACUUUAAAUGAUGUAUGCAAUUAUUGCUAUUCAGAGUUAUUUGCUUGGUUGUGGAAGAGAUUAUAUCCAGAGAAGUUAUGUUCUCUCAUCUUGUCCAUCUCCUGUUGAUGAAGCCUAUUUUCUUCCUACUUACAACAGAGAAGGGAUUAAGGAGAUUUUUUUUUUUUUUGCAUUAUGGCAACUGUGCUUAUGUUACUGUAUACAUAGAUAAGACGGAAACAGAUGUUUCCAAUGGCCUCAGUUUACAUCUGUGCCCUGGCCUGAAUACUUGGUGACGACCGGAUCGAUCCCUGACUUAGGCUUUUAAAUAACUGUAUAGUGUUUUAUAAGAAUACCACAUAUAAUAAUUAAUAUUAAUUUUGUGUUUUUCAUUAUUGUGUUCUGCUUUAUGAAAUUUUGCAAGAGAAAGUCCAAAAAAAUACAACUUUUUUUAGUCCAGGGGUUGUGUAAUUACUACAUACUUUACAACAACAUCGGGAUGUCUACUUGAAGUUAGCACAUCAGUGCAGAGUUGUGGAACUCUGUGAUCAUGAUGUGAUGACCUAAAAGAGUUACAUUCUGUGUUGAUGAUGUAAAUGGGCUGGGUGUGAAGUUACAAUUAGUGAUUUGUACACUGUGCAUGUGCAGAUUUAAGAUGAUGAUGAUGCUUCGUUGCUUCUUAAUGGAAGUUUAAAUAUUAAAGAUCAUGUCAGUCCAAGCAGCUGCUGUAUAUGAAUUUCAUAAGAUCUUUAGUUUUAGAAUUUUUAAUUAGUUAUUUAUUGUGAGCUUCUAUAAGCUUAGGUCUUCUCCCUGCUUCUGAGAUUCAAGAUUCUCAUGAUGAUGACUAUGAAAAAUGCCGUCUUCUGAGAUGUGGCUCUGUGUAGGCUGAUAGAAGUUUACCAGUGUUUUGGAUGAAUGUACUGCCUCCGUCUGCUACCCUGAAAAUGGAAGCACUACUUUGUUCCAAAACAUUUGUAAACUUUCAGACUGUCACAUCACAUCCCAGAAGAUGGUGUAUUUCCUUACUUAUUUGAUAGCAGGAGGCACAUUAUUCUUGUUAAUUGGUUAAUUGUGAAGAAUGUUAGUAAUUUUAUUAGAUAACCAGAGACAGAUUUAAGAAUGCAUAAGAUAUAUAAAAAAUAGAAGUUUGGCUUCUGGUGUUUGUACUUAACAGAUGCAGGUCAUAUGCGAAAGAAAGCAAGUAGUGUGGAAUUCAUGGGCAGAAUUUUAUCUGAUUCUAGUGAUAACAUUGCAUGAGAUUGCUAACAUUUUAUACUUUCAUGAUAUUAAUAUAUUUAUGGGUUUUGGGGGGAGAUUGUAAUGCAUAUUUUGUCAAACUGUAUUUAUACUGAGAAUGGGUUUUACACGUAUAGACUUUGGAAAGUGUUGCAUCUGUUGGCUGAAUGAGUUUUGUCAGCUCUUGUCAGUGGAUUUGUGUUAAGACUGUAUUCAUUAACAUCUUGAAUAUUGGAUCAAAUACUCUCAUGGGUCUUCUUUUUUUACUGGUGGUCAGUAAAAUGGCUUAUUUAUGAUUUUCUGGGCUAUUUUAAAAGCAGGGAGUAGCUUUAUAGCUUGCAUUUGUUAAGCUCUAAGUUAAUAACACAGUUUGUUUCAGAUGCAGUGUACUGAAGCACAUUUUUUAGUGUGUAGUUCAAUUCAAAUUUCAUGUGAAUCAAAAAACUGUAUUCCAUAAGACUUUAUAACUAAAAUAUCAUUUAAGAAAUAAGGUUUCAUUAGUGACAUGUUUACACACAGUAUUUUUAAGGUGGUGAUGAGCAGAAUAUUAUUAGCCCAAUAAAUAGAGUAAAUUCAUCUACAUCAUUCAUCUGCAUUACCGUGUAAUACCAGCAACAGAGUUUAUGAAUUAAAGGUGACAUUCCAUAGGAUAUGUCUUAAAAGCUCCUCUUUGUUCAAAGUGAACUCUUUUAGGUUAAUGUUAAAAUUAACACAUGGGAAACACCAUGUAGUUGGGUAACUUGU